Molecule: messenger RNA, 1787 nt
Organism: Pollicipes pollicipes
Lineage: Eukaryota; Metazoa; Arthropoda; Thecostraca; Pollicipedomorpha; Pollicipedidae
Product: nuclear factor of activated T-cells 5
Exons: 14
Coding region: 192-1505 (437 amino acids)
Biological process (GO): regulation of transcription by RNA polymerase II
Cellular component (GO): transcription regulator complex
Molecular function (GO): RNA polymerase II cis-regulatory region sequence-specific DNA binding; DNA-binding transcription factor activity, RNA polymerase II-specific; transcription factor binding
Source: RefSeq, a predicted model, not a curated record
GCGCCAGUGGGAGGUGUUGCUGCGAAGUGUGCGGUCGCGGGUCGAUAUAGGUUAUUGCAGUGACCAAGCUGCUGAAAGUGGUAUUUGUUAGAAGCAUAGCUGAUAUAUUUCACUCCACAGAAGUGUUUUCUGACGGAAGACAACAACUUGGCCUGUCGCAGCUGGCGGGGGAAGAGAAUCGCUCGAGCGUGAUGCUUGUGGAGCACAUAUCGCUGGAGGCGGCGCAACAGAGGCCUGCAAGGCUCGUUCGGAAGAGGAGAGCACGAGGCGUCACCAGCCAUGGCAGCCGGGAGCGGACCAAGGUGCCGCGCUGCCAGCUGACGCCGGUGCCGAUCACAAAGCUGGAGCCCGACGAGGACUCGGGCCUGGGCCUGGACGAGCCGGGCGUCGGCGCCCUGGAGACGGCCCAGCUGAUCCGCUCCGGCAUCACGGCCACGGUACGUGGCCUGCGCCGUGACCUCAGCCCGGCCGGCGGCUUCGUGCGGGAUCUUGACACCACGACGGAGCCGUACUCGCCGAGGGACUUCCUCAAGGGCGUCAACCCAGUGUCCAAGUGUGGCAAGUACCGGCUGGUGUUGGCCAGAGAGCCGGAGACGCGUCACAGAGCCCGAUACCAGACCGAGGGCAGCCGGGGUGCCGUCAAAGACGCCACCGGCAAGACGUCACCACAGGUGGUGCUGUCCGGGUACGCGGAGCCGUGCCAGCUGCAGAUGUACGUGGGCUCGGACGCCGACGGCUGCAGCCCGCACCUCUUCUACCAGUCGUGCCGCGUCACGGGCAAGACGGCCAGCCCCAGCGAGGAGCUCGUGCUCAACGGCACCGUCGUCAUCCAGACCACGAUGACGCCGGAGCCGGACGGCAGCGGCGUCAGCGCCCGGUGUGACUGCCUGGGCAUCCUGAAGCAGCGCAACGUCGAUAUCGAGUCGCGCGUGGCCGAGGCGGGCGGCCCGAUGACUACAGCUUCGGCCGGCCGCCGCCCGUCGGCGCUGCGCAAGGGGGCGCGCGCCACCAGCUGCCGGCUGGUGUUCCGCGUCACCAUCGUCAACGGGCGCGGCCAGGCGGAGACGCUGCAGGUGGCCUCGCGCUCCAUCAUCUGCACCCAGCCGCAGGGCAUUCCCGAGGUGACGAAGCUGUCACUGCGCGAGGCCCCCUGCGACGGCGGUUUGGAGCUGAUCGUGCUCGGCAAGAACUUCGUCAAGGACUCGCGUGUCGUCUUCUCCGAGCCGGGCGAGGGCGGCGCCGUCGGCUGGACGGAGGCGGUGGCGCCACACAAGGACCACACGCAGGCUGUACACCUGGUGUGUGACGUGCCGCCGUACUGGGACGGCCAGCUGGCGGCGCCGCGCGAGGUGCAGCUGACGGUGCGCUCUGGCGACAAGGAGCGAACGUGGUGCCGUUCACGUACCUGCCGGCGGCCAACAGCGAGCUGCCCCCGCCCCCCGCUCGCAGUGAGUCGGCCGGCGGAGACCGGCAGCUGCCGAACGGCGUGUCACAAGCCGCCGUAGCGAUAAAUCGCCAUUUCGCCGAGACCGGAGAGAUCUUGCUGGGAAGCAGCGCGCCGCGGCAGGAACAGCCGGCCGCGGUGCCGACCGACGAGACCAACCGACCCGCCACAGAUCAUCAUGGACACACGGCCCGGACCGAGCCAGCGGUAUCGACGAUGGUGGUGCCGGUGGUGAGUUCGGGGCCCGAGCAGAGCGUGUUCGUCACAGUCACCCUGCCGGUGGCAGCGGCGGCCGGCACACCGCUCUUCCAGUCGCCGACGCUAACGCUGGCGGCCGCCGAGC